This is a messenger RNA of Cuscuta europaea, 2295 nucleotides long. The record is from the annotation of a GenBank genome assembly. Lineage: Eukaryota; Viridiplantae; Streptophyta; Magnoliopsida; Solanales; Convolvulaceae.
CGUUAAGCCCCCCCCUUUUCCUUGUUUCCCUCCGUAGAUAAGCUCUCCCAGACUCCAACAAAAGCCGUUUCACCACAUUUUCACUCAUUCUUCUGUCAGUUUGGUGCUAUUUACCUCACGACAAGAAUAUGCCGGCUUGGUGGGGAAGGAAGUCAUCUUCUAAGAAGAGCCUCAAAUGCCCGCAACCCAAUUCUCCGAGCAGCGCAAAGAAUGAUGACAGCGAGCGGGUUGUUCGAAGCGAUAGGCCCAAGAGCUUCGAUGGGGUCUCUACAACCGCGGCAGUGAGGAAUUUGCAUAGGAGUAGCAGAGAAUUUUCUAGUGAAAGAAGCUCUUCUGGGUUUUCCGGCUUUGACAGAGCGCUUCCGUUGCCAAAGCCGUCUUCCUCGAAUGAAUAUGGAAUUGGAUUGGUGUCUGCGUCCGAGUCAGGAUCCAGCGUGAGCUCUUCUGGCUCAGGUGACGAUCAUCUCAGCACCUCUCAAGCUCAAUUGUCUUCUUUCAGAGGUGCUGGAGGAAAUAGGCUGAGACCGCUAUCUCGAAGCCCAGUUAGAUCAAGAGCGUCUACCACCACACAUUCACCUCUACAUCCACGGUUAUCCGGUGUUAGUUUGGAUUCCCCCACAGGGAAGUCUGACGAUGGGAAAAGUGAAUGUCAUCGGCUGCCUCUCCCACCUACUUCUCCGACCAGCCCUUCUUUGUCAAAUCCAAGAACUUGUGUCACUGAAAGCUCAAGCGGUAUUUUGUCACGAUGGAAGAAAGGCAGGCUUCUAGGUCGAGGCACAUUUGGCCACGUAUAUCUUGGAUUCAGCAAUGAGAAUGGGAAAAUGUGUGCAAUUAAAGAAGUAAAAGUUGUUGCAGAUGAUCAGACAUCCAAAGAAUGCCUUAAGCAAUUGAACCAGGAAAUCAUUUUGCUCAGUCAGUUUUCACAUGCAAACAUUGUUCAAUACUAUGGAAGUGAACUGGGUGAAGAAACACUCUCAGUUUACUUGGAGUAUGUUUCUGGAGGUUCCAUCCAUAAAUUGUUGCAAGAAUAUGGGCCAUUCAAGGAACCGGUUAUUCAGAACUAUGCCAGAAAAAUUCUAUCUGGCCUUGCAUACUUGCAUGCAAGAAACACUGUGCAUAGGGAUAUCAAAGGAGCAAAUAUAUUAGUAGAUCCCGAUGGUGAAAUCAAACUUGCUGAUUUUGGCAUGGCUAAGCAUGUAGAUUAAUUCAUCCACUUCAAUGCUCUCUUUCAAAGGCAGCCCCUAUUGGAUGGCACCUGAGGUAGUUAUGAAUACAAAUGGCUACAGCCUUGCAGUGGAUAUAUGGAGCUUAGGGUGUACGAUUAUUGAAAUGGCCACAUCAAAACCACCUUGGAGUCAAUAUGAAGGGGUUGCUGCCAUAUUUAAAAUUGGAAACAGCAAAGAUAUGCCUGGAAUACCUGGCCACCUAUCGAAUGAUGCUAAAAGUUUUAUAAAGUUAUGUUUGCAGCGAGAGCCAUCUGCACGUCCUACAGCGGCACAGCUUCUGGACCACCCUUUUAUUACUGAUCUAAGGGGGGUGAGAGGAUUAACCCAUGUUAAUGUUGUAAAUAAGGAUACUCAUUCUUGCCUCAACGAUGGAAUUCGCACCGCGCCGGCUAGUGACUUACAUCCCUGCCGAUCCAACAUGUGGUCUCUUGAGGUCCCCAGAGCCAUGAUCAGCUCAAGGGACUGUACAAGAAGUAUCACAUCGUUGCCUGUGUCUCCCUGUUCAAGCCCUCUGAGGCAACAUGAACCAGCACGCCGGAGCUGUUACCUCUCCCCGCAACACCCAUCCUAUCCUCCCACUGGCCAAACUGGAUAUUAUAUGAACGACUACUCAGCAUUUCCAACAAGGCCGAAUCCAAGAAGCACGCUAGAUUCGUUCCCAGAGAUCCAGCAAUUUAGCACUCAAACAACACCUAGUAGAUCCUUAAGAAACUAGACCCAUUCUUUAGAGCUGAUCCCAGCAACAGAAUGAAGCUGAUCUUCCGAUGACCUGGAAAGCUUGCUGAUGCCUAUAAUAGAAACGGGCAUGCACAUUCCUAUUUAUGAUGUGCCAAAUGAGUGGUUGUAUUAUUAAGUUGUGGCUUUUCCUGUGCUAUUGGCAUGUCAAAAUAUUCAAGAAAAUAGGAAUUAUUUUCAGCUAAUCAUGAAUGUGUAAUGUGCGGUGGUUGUAAUUACUAAUUAGUUAAGGUCUUUCUCUUUUUAUCACUUCUUGCUUUUAAAUGUAAAUAGAACGUAUCAGUUUUUAUGACAAAUAAUGAAGUACCUUGUUGACUUGUUCCUCGGAACUCUA